CAAGACGAUGACCACCACAAUACUUGUGACUCCAUUUUCUAAUUCAUCAACACCACCUACUCUGCAGCAGAGUCCAGAGGUUAACCGCUCUGACCUGUCCUCACAGACAAAUGGCACUGCAACUUCCAACCACCUUCCAAAUUUGUUGAUGUCCUGCUUCACUAUGACUUUUGGCACCAUCUCCAACCUCACGGCUUUGGCAAUCCUGGUUAAAUCACGAGGAAGGUUCCAGCGCCAGUCUAAAGCACCGUUUUUUCAUUUAACCGUUGCAUUACUUUUGGCUGACCUUGGAGGUCACCUCAUCCUAGGUGCCUUUGCGUUGCUUAUGCACAUAAAUAAGAGGUACCCAACUUCUUCAAACAACAAUGAGAAGUUUUGCCCUUUUUUCGGAGCAAGUAUGGUGUUUUUUGGGUUAUGUUCCUUACUGAUUGGAGGUGCCAUGGCAGUUGAGCGCUGUGUUGCGAUCACUCUACCCUUUUACCACAUGUCCACAAUUACAGUGGCCCAUGCACAGGGAAUUUUGUUGUUUUUGUGCUCUGUUGCAUGUGGUCUGGCUCUACUACCUGUAUUUGGUGUGGGGAAUUACACAAUCCAGUUUCCUGACACAUGGUGCUUUUUGCAAAUUCACAAUCCUGUGGACAAAACCCUUGUGAUGACCUUUUCCUGUCUGGGCCUCACUGCACUCACUCUCUCUCUGCUUUGCAACAUCCUGAGUGGCCUGGUGUUACUCCAGGCCAGAAUAAAGUCCAGCAGCAGCACUAAUCCUUCAGCACGUUUUGCUAGACGAGGAUCAUCUGCAUCGUCGUCAUCCUUGUUUUGUUCGCUGGAUAUGGAGAUGAUAAUACAACUUGCUGUGAUCACCGCGGUGUCCUGUGUCUGCUGGGGCCCCUUCCUUGUACAUAUUACUAUAAUCCAGCACAAAUUAAGUCUAGGAGUGCCGGCUAACAUGGAAGAUGGAUUCACUCUACUGGGUUUACGAAUGGCUGCCUGGAAUCAGAUACUAGACCCAUGGGUUUACAUCUUACUGAGAAAAACAGUGCUUUCAAGGGUUUGCCGUGGAUUCUACUUUCAGAGAGCAACAAUGUCUCCAAACAACUAUUCCGUAGAAUAUCGAAGAGAGGCAUUUCACUUGCAAUAACCAAGUUUUCUUAAAAAGUCCCACACCAAUUAUUUUUUAUCUUUAUUAUCUUUCUUAAUUAUGAUUAUGACAUUUUUAAGCAUAUCAAAAAAUCUGUGUUGGUUUCUAGGACAUAGUUUCUGCAGAGCAGCAGUAGUUUGUUAGAAAUUUGCCUCUGAGUUGUGGGCAGGACUGUUGGUGGGGAGUGUGCCUGUACUCAUUUCCCAUCUCUUUGUUUACACUCCACACUCUAUAUUACAACCCCAAAAAAACAUUAUUGUGUAAAAAAAAAAAAAAAGUCAAACAAUAUCAGAUGUAUGCAGCCAUACAGCCCAAUGGGGCAAAUUAUUUUGUGAUUUUGGGCUAUAUAAAUAAAAUAAAAUUGAAAUUGAGAAUUGAAUAAAGUUCGAGCCAGAUCCAGCGAGGAAGAGAGACUUGCAUGGAACUAUUUGACUGCAUGUACAUGCAUCAAAAUUAGCAGGGAAUUUGUGACCCGUCAAUAGUACUUUAUACAACUACAAGUUUUUUCAAACUGAAUUUUUCGUCUGCUCCUGAUUCACCUCAAAUUUAAUAAGGAAAUACUCAGAAAUGCAAUUUUCUGAUUAAUUUUCUUUAUAUCUGUCCUCUGGCAUGAGAAGAAUGCUACAAGAACUAGUUAAAAACACUAUUUUCUUUGGAGUGGGUCUUUAAACUUUUAAUCAUUAUUUUGAUGUAAAGUAUUAUAUUUGACCUUUAGCCUUUUUCACUUAAAAAUCUUUCCUUAAUAAUUGAAUUGCACUAGCCACACAGCGAGUGGCGUCUAGCAAUUCAAAGGCGUAAAGUUAGCAAAGUAGUUAAGCGUCAAACUUUAUUUCACAACAUUUAUUUAGUAGUCUGUACCGGCGUCCUGACAGUUUGUCCUACAUUCGUAGCGGCUCCCAGUGGUGAUUAGGAAUUAGGCUGGGUUUGGUUUCGUCCAAUCAAAACUAAGAAUUGCUUGACAAGCGGUCAAAUCAACAAAUAGCUGAUCUGCUAAAGCAAGGUCACGCCCGCAGUGGGCGGGGCUUCAAUCCCAACCGCUGUCCGCAACAUGGAGUACAGAGCAUAGUCGGAUACUAUUGACAACUUGCCGCUCAUCAUCAGUUUGCCAAUAUUUAAUGAACACGAGCUCUUUUGAACUAGUAUUUCUUGAUAUUUAUUACUAAACGACUCCUUAACAGGAAUAUUUAUAUGCCGUUUCGACGUUUCAACCCGUUAACUACUGCAUCGCUGCCACGCUGAGAACAGUGUAAGGAGCUAACUUAAAAAAAAAAAAAAAA
Messenger RNA from Oryzias melastigma (Indian medaka), 2415 nucleotides. It is a transcript of the gene ptger1c, whose product is annotated as prostaglandin E receptor 1c (subtype EP1). Gene Ontology annotation, molecular function: prostaglandin E receptor activity; thromboxane receptor activity. Gene Ontology annotation, biological process: inflammatory response; positive regulation of cytosolic calcium ion concentration; adenylate cyclase-activating G protein-coupled receptor signaling pathway. Lineage: Eukaryota; Metazoa; Chordata; Actinopteri; Beloniformes; Adrianichthyidae. The transcript has 2 exons. Gene Ontology annotation, cellular component: plasma membrane. The record is from RefSeq and is a predicted model, not a curated record. The coding region runs from base 8 to 1138 and encodes 376 amino acids.